AGAAAAGAAACAAACUUUGAGAUAAAAAUUCAGGAAAGGUUUGAUUUUUUUGGUUUUAAACAAUCUCACCAACCUAGUAGUCUGAUAAGGAGGUGAAUAUAGAGCACAUGUUCAUCUUCAUCAUCAUGCAGCCUUACCAAGCUCUCAAAGAUUAGAAUUUGCGGUUGGGUCAUCUGUUAAGCUCGGUUUACUCUUCCUGGAACAUCGAUUGUAUUGAGGUUUACUAUUCAGGACGUUCUUGUAAUAUUGGGUCAAAGAUGUCUGCAGAGGAGAAGAACCUUAUAGAGAUCUUGGAGGAAGGUCACAAAGUAGAUGUUGUUAAGUACAUUGAUUAUGUCAGUGCCCCUCAAGCUGGUGCUAUAGCGACGUUCUCAGGAACUACAAGAGACAUGUUCGAGGGCAAGACAGUGUUGGAGCUACGCUAUGAAGCAUAUGUGCCAAUGGCCACACGAUGCCUCAGCUCGAUCUGUACAACCGCUAGAUCAACUUGGGACAUUCACAAGAUUGCAGUUGCUCACCGUUUGGGACCAGUUCCGGUUGGAGAAACUAGUGUGUUCAUCGCGGUCUCAUCUGUUCACCGUGCGGAUGGUUUGGAUGCUUGCAAGUUCUUGAUUGACGAGUUGAAGGCAACGGUUCCGAUUUGGAAGAAAGAGGUUUACACUAAUGGAGAGAUUUGGAAGGAGAAUUCUGAGUUUAUGGAGAAAAGAUUGGAACUUGCAGAGAAAAGAGACAGCUUAGUGAAGAAACCUGUGACUGAAGAACAUAAAAGAGGUUGCUGUGGAAGUAAAGUUAGAGUAGAAGAAGAUGAAGCAUAAAGAUAUUACAGGACAUAACAAAUCUUCUUCUUGAUUACUUGUAGCAAAAGAGCAAUGUUUCGUUUUUUCUCUUAAUAAACAAAAUGUCUUAAAGCACAUUGUUGAAUCUAAAAGACUUCAUAUUCAAAUAA
Molecule: messenger RNA, 946 nt
Organism: Camelina sativa (false flax)
Lineage: Eukaryota; Viridiplantae; Streptophyta; Magnoliopsida; Brassicales; Brassicaceae
Source: RefSeq, a predicted model, not a curated record